AUGACGGACCGAAGUGUCGACGCAGAAAAGCAUACAGACCGGGAAGACCUUCCCACCACAAAGACUGUAGAUGAUGUGCAGCGCAACCUACAGACAUGGCCGAGCGCGCACGACGUCGAGAUACAAGAAGCCACAUUGGACGUCGGAGCCGAAAAUCAAGCAGCGCAAAAUCCGCAGGUUAAGUCACAUCAACCUGCUCUUACACGCAUGCUCUCGCGCCGCUCGGCAGCAUCGCUUGACCCCGGUCCAGCUCCUGACGGUGGCCUCACAGCUUGGAUCCAGGUCCUCUGCACCCAUCUGACAAUUUUAACCACCUUUGGUUUCUUUACAUCAUUCGGCGUAUACCAAACGUACUACGAAAACACACUCGGAAUCUCGCCUUCGACGAUAUCAUGGAUCGGUUCCCUCCAGGUCUUCCUGCUUUUCUUCCUUGGUACUUUUACAGGCCGUGCUACGGAUGCUGGGCUCUUCCGCCCAGUUUAUAUCGCUGGCGCAUGCUUCCAGAUACUUGGCAUCUUCACGUUGGCCGAGAGCAAAAGCGUGUGGCACGUCUUUCUCUCCCAGGGCGUGUGUCUAGGCAUUGCAAACGGGCUGCAGUUUUGCCCUUCGAUGGCCCUGGUAUCUACCUACUUUGUCAAGCGUCGUGCCUUUGCGCUCGGUUUCACAGCCCUCGGAUCCUGCACUGGCGGUGUCAUCUUCCCAGUCAUUGUGCAACAAUGCUUGCCUAGCUUAGGCUUCCCGUGGACCAUACGUAUCAUUGGCUUCAUUAUGCUGCUCAUGAACGCCAUUACCGUUGCCUUAUAUCGUACACGGCUCCCACCUAGAAAGACCGGUCCGCUAGUGGAUUGGGCAAGCUUCAAGGAAUUACCCUAUGCACUGUACUGCGCUGGCGCCUUUUUCAGUUUCUGGGGCUUGUAUUUCGCUUUCUUCUACAUUGGGAGUUACGCACGGAAUGUCCUUGACGCAAGUUACCAGCAGAGUAUCAACCUACUUCUUGUGCAGGUUUGCAUGGGGUUCGUCUUUCGCCUAUUACCUACGUAUUAUGCUGAUAAGAUUGGGGGCCUCAACGUUCUCAUACCUUUCGCUUUCAUCUGUGGUGUCAUGAUGUUCGCGUGGAUUGGGAUCAAGUCCAUGGCUACCUUGUACGUAUUCGCUGUCAUAUACGGCAGUGGAAGCGCCGUUAUACAGGCACUUUGGCCAGCCGUGAUCGGCAGUAUGAGCCGUGAGAAAGACCUGAAAAAAUCGGGUGUGAGGAUGGGAAUGGCUUUUACCGUCGUGAGCGUGUCAAGUUUCACAGGGCCACCUCUAGCCGGCGCGCUCAUCCAAAGUCACAACGGUAGCUAUACGUACGCAAACAUCUGGGCAGGUAUGUCGUUCAUCGUUGGAGGCUGUCUACUACUGGCUACCAGGGUAUCUCUGGUGGGCUGGGACUGGAAGGCAAAAGUAUAG
Alternaria burnsii is the source of this 1449-nucleotide messenger RNA. Its product is annotated as mfs general substrate transporter. Gene Ontology annotation, biological process: transmembrane transport. Gene Ontology annotation, molecular function: transmembrane transporter activity. The transcript has a single exon. Gene Ontology annotation, cellular component: fungal-type vacuole membrane. Lineage: Eukaryota; Fungi; Ascomycota; Dothideomycetes; Pleosporales; Pleosporaceae. The record is from RefSeq and is a predicted model, not a curated record. The coding region runs from base 1 to 1449 and encodes 482 amino acids.